Messenger RNA from Closterium sp. NIES-67, 1530 nucleotides. The record is from the annotation of a GenBank genome assembly. Lineage: Eukaryota; Viridiplantae; Streptophyta; Zygnematophyceae; Desmidiales; Closteriaceae.
UGGGUGGAUGUUUGGUUGCGGAUGGGAAAGGGGGAAGGAGAGGCACGAAUUUGUCGUCGGUGUAUCCUGUGGCUCCACACGCUCCUGUGGCUCCACACGCUCCUGUGGCUCCACGCGCUCCUGUGGCUCCACAUGCUCCUGUGGCUCCACGCGCUCCUGUGGCUCCACACGCUCCUGUGGCUCCACGCGCUCCUGUGGCUCCACACGCUCCUGUGGCUCCACACGCUCCUGUGGCUCCACACGCUCCUGUGGCUCCACACGCUCCUGUGGCUCCACACGCUCCUGUGGCUCCACACGCUCCUGUGGCUCCACGCGCUCCUGUGGCUCCACACGCUCCUGUGGCUCCACACGCUCCUGUGGCUCCACACGCUCCUGUGGCUCCACACGCUCCUGUGGCUCCACACGCUCCUGUGGCUCCACGCGCUCCUGUGGCUCCACACGCUCCUGUGGUUCCACGCGCUCCUGUGGCUCCACACGCUCCUGUGGCUCCACACGCUCCUGUGGCUCCACGCGCUCCUGUGGCUCCACACGCUCCUGUGGCUCCACACGCUCCUGUGACUCCACGCGCUCCUGUGGCUCCACACGCUCCUGUGGCUCCACACGCUCCUGUGACUCCACGCGCUCCUGUGGCUCCACACACAUGCUUCCGUGCCUUCAAACAUGCCCCAUUCCGCCUUCUCCCCCUGCCACGCUGUUGCACCUCAGCGUACCUCAUCACGCCGUACUCUCCACCUUGCGACUCAAUCUACCACAUUGCACCACAGCUUACCACAUGGCGCCUCAACUUACCACAUGACGCCUCAGCUUACCACGUUGCACCUCAACUUUCCACAUUGUAUGUCUAUGCACUGCCCUGCACCCCAUGUGCACGGACCUCCUUUCCCCAUGCGCACGGCACUGUUACCCCAUGCGUGCACUGGCUGGCAUUGCUUGUAUCAGGUGCGGCGGUCGCGCAUCAGCGACAAGAUGAAGCUCCUGGCGGACCUCAUUCCGGGCAUGGACCGGCAGGUGAAUGCGGCAGACAUGUUGGAGGACGCCAUAGAGUAUAUCAGGCACCUGCAACGCCAGAUGGAGGCGGUGCGCCUGCUGCACCCCAACGUGCGCGUGGAGCCCUUCGUGAGCCGCCUGGACAGCCAGCAGGGGGCUGCCAGGGCCGACGACGCAGGGGAGGACGGCAGGGACUGGGGGCUGGGGGAGCGAGGGGAUGGGGGGGAGCAGAGGGAGAUGGGGAGAGGAUGGAGAAGACAAGGGAUGGUCAGCUUGCAACAAGGUCUCUCGCAGUGGCGGGCAGAGGGGAUGGCGACGAACUUGAGGAUGUGAAGGAUGUGCUUGUGGGACUAGAGGCACGGAAUAUAAGAGAUGGCGGGAGUGGGGAGGUAGGGUGUGGAUAAAACAGACGAUCAACACACUCUGCAGCAGGACAGGUUAAGCCUAUCUAUCACUUGAAUGCAGAGUGUUCAACCUUCCAUGCUGGAUUGAAAUGGUUCUUCUGCAUUCAUCCCCUUUUGGUUGAGCCAGCAGCAACAUUCA